Molecule: messenger RNA, 1281 nt
Organism: Cucurbitaria berberidis CBS 394.84
Lineage: Eukaryota; Fungi; Ascomycota; Dothideomycetes; Pleosporales; Cucurbitariaceae
Product: NAD dependent epimerase/dehydratase family protein-like protein
Exons: 2
Coding region: 1-1281 (426 amino acids)
Source: RefSeq, a predicted model, not a curated record
AUGUCGAACCAACAGAUUGUUCAGACUAAAGGCAUCUAUCAUGGCCUCCCUGUGUAUCCAUCCUCACUGAAAGGUCUCACGGCAAUAAUUACGGGUGCGAAUGGUAUAUCCGGUAACUACAUGCUACGUGUAUUAGCACAGGAUCCAGAGCGCUGGAAAAAGAUAUACUGUUUGUCGAGACGACCACCUACAAUGCCAGGUGGCCUACCAAAGAAUGCUGAACAUAUUGCUUUAGACUUUCUGAAAAGUCCAGUGGAGAUCGCAGACGUUUUGAGAGAGAAGAACGUCAAAGCGGAAUAUGUGUUCUUCUACAGCUAUGUGCAAGUCAAGCCGAAGGUUGGAGGAGGGCUGUGGAGUGAUGCCGAGGAAAUGUGCAGGGUAAAUGUUUCGCUUCUCCAGAACUUCUGUGAGGCUCUGCCUUUGUCAGAUAUCAAACCGAAGCGGAUCAUGUUGCAGACGGGAGCGAAGAAUUAUGGUGUCCAUCUUGGCCCCUCCGCCAUCCCGCAAGAAGAGUCCGCACCCCGUGUUGUACUAGAGCCGAACUUCUACUACCCCCAAGAAGACUUCCUCUGGUCCUUCUGCAACAAGCACACGAUCGAUUGGAAUGUCUGUAUGCCUGCCAGCAUCCUCGGUGCUGUUCCAGAGGCAGCUAUGAACCUUGUAUUUCCACUCGGUUGUUAUGCAAGCGUACAGAAACAUUUGGGUGAGAAGUUGGAGUUCCCAUGCGAUUUAAAGGCUUGGGAGACAAACAGAUGUAUGAGUAGUAGUAAGAUGAAUGGGUACAUGGAGGAAUGGGCAGUGCUAAACGACGGAGCAAAGAAUGAGAAGUUCAACACAAUGGACGGGACAACGUUCACAUGGGGUAACUUCUGGCCUAAGUUUGCGGCGUGGUAUGGUGUAGGGUACGAGCAACCCAGUAUGGACUCAAAUGUAUACACCAGUGUAGCGUCAAAGUACGAUCCACCUCCACGAGGCUUCGGGCCACCUGCAACUUACCGAUUUCGCUUCAGGUUGGUAGACUGGGCAAAGCAAGCAAAGGUGCAAAGAGCAUGGGAAGAGCUUAAUUCGAAAUACGACCUGACAGGUGGUAAACUGCAAGACAUGGACAUUGAUAGGAUAUUCGGGUUCACAGAUGGCGGCUUGAUGGGCUCCCCAUUAGACCUUACGAUGAACAAGGCGAGAAAGAUGGGUUGGCAUGGGUUUGUUGACUCAAAUGAUGCUAUCAAGGAAGUAUUGGGCGAGUUUGCGGAUUUGAAGAUGAUCCCACCUAUUGGUAAAUAG